Talpa occidentalis (Iberian mole) is the source of this 4470-nucleotide messenger RNA. RefSeq names its product Rho guanine nucleotide exchange factor 10 like (gene ARHGEF10L). Gene Ontology annotation, molecular function: guanyl-nucleotide exchange factor activity; protein binding. Gene Ontology annotation, cellular component: cytosol. Gene Ontology annotation, biological process: positive regulation of stress fiber assembly; actin cytoskeleton organization; SREBP signaling pathway. Lineage: Eukaryota; Metazoa; Chordata; Mammalia; Eulipotyphla; Talpidae. The transcript is spliced from 28 exons. The coding region runs from base 88 to 3921 and encodes 1277 amino acids. The record is from RefSeq and is a predicted model, not a curated record.
GUGAGCGGCGCGGACAACAAAGGCGCGGCCGGGCGGCCGCGGCCGGCGAGCGGCUGGACGCUGCUGGUCUGAGUGGGACCUUGUCUAAUGGCUUCCUCCAACCCGCCUGCACAGACUGCCAGAGGAGAUCCGCUGGUUCCCGGAGGCCCAGGCCCCUCCCCCGAGGUGGAGGAUGACCCUGGAGAGGCCUUUGAGUUUGACGAUAGUGAUGAUGACGAGGACACCAGCGCUGGCCUGGGCGUCCCGGGCACUGCUUCAGAGAAGGACACAGACGCCCCACUGAUCCACUUGGACUCCACCCCCCUCACUGACCCAGACCCAGCGGCCGCACCCCAGACGCAGGUACUGCCUGUGCUGAGCAACGGGGAUGCUGGGGAUGCAGCUUUCUCUGGGGUCCAGCGCUCCAGCUGGAGGCGGAAGAGCUCCCGCCGCAUCGACCGGUUCACAUUCCCUGCCCUGGAAGAAGAUGUGAUUUAUGACGACGUCCCCUGUGAGAACCUGGAUGCCCAUCAGCCCGGAGGGGUGGAGCGGAGCCUGCUCUACGAGGACGUGCAGCGGGACGGGGUGCCCCGGGAGCCCGAGGACCUCGGCUGGAGCUCCAGCGAGUUUGAGAGCUACAGCGAGGACUCGGGGGAGGAGGCCAAGCCCGAGGCAGAGCCCGCCAAGCACCGCGUGUCCUUCCAGCCUAAGCUUUCUCCAGACCUGACCAGGCUCAAGGAGAGAUACGCCAGGACUAAGAGAGACAUCUUGGCAUUAAGAGUUGGGGGGAGAGACAUGCAGGAGCUGAAGCACAAGUACGAUUGUAAGAUGACCCAGCUCAUGAAGGCCGCCAAGAGCGGGACCAAGGACGGGCUGGAGAAGACCAGGAUCGCUGUCAUGCGCAAAGUGUCCUUUCUGCACCGGAAGGAUGUCCUUGGUGACUCGGAGGAGGAGGACAUGGGGCUCCUGGAGGUCAGCGUUACGGACAUCAAGCCCCCAGCCCCGGAGCUGGGCCCCAUGCCCGAGGGCCUGAGUCCUCAGCAGGUGGUCCGCAGGCACAUCCUGGGCUCCAUCGUGCAGAGUGAAGGCAGCUACGUGGAGUCUCUGAAGCGGGUACUCCAGGAUUACCGCAACCCCCUGGUGGAGAUGGAGCCCAAGGCGCUGAGCCUGCGCAAGUGCCAGGUGGUGUUCUUCCGCGUGAAGGAGAUCCUGCACUGCCACUCCAUGUUCCAGAUCGCCCUGUCCUCCCGCGUGGCCGAGUGGGACUCCACUGAGAAGAUCGGGGACCUCUUCGUGGCUUCGUUCUCCAAGUCCAUGGUCCUGGACGUGUACAGUGACUACGUGAACAACUUCACCAACGCCAUGUCCAUCAUCAAGAAGGCCUGCCUCACCAAGCCUGCCUUCCUGGAGUUCCUCAAGCGGCGGCAGGUGUGUAGCCCCGACCGUGUCACGCUCUACGGGCUGAUGGUGAAGCCCAUCCAGAGGUUCCCGCAGUUCAUCCUCCUGCUUCAGGACAUGCUGAAGAACACCCCCAGGGGCCACCCCGACAGACUCUCGCUGCAGCUGGCCCUCACAGAGCUGGAGACACUGGCUGAGAAGCUCAACGAGCAGAAGCGGCUGGCCGACCAGGUGGCCGAGAUCCAGCAGCUGACCAAGAGCGUCAGUGACCGCAGCAGCCUCAACAAGCUGUUGACCUCAGGCCAGCGGCAGCUGCUCCUGUGUGAGACGCUGACGGAGACGGUGUAUGGAGACCGAGGACAGCUCAUCAAGUCCAAGGAGCGCAGGGUCUUCCUGCUCAACGACAUGCUGGUCUGUGCCAACAUCAACUUCAAGGGCCAGCUGGAGAUCAGCAGCCUGGUGCCCCUGGGGCCCAAGUACGUGGUGAAGUGGAACACGGCGCUGCCCCAGGUGCAGGUGGUGGAGGUCGGCCAGGAGGGCGGCUCCUACGACAAGGACAACGUGCUCAUCCAGCACGCCGGCGCCAAGAAGGCCACGGCCACCGCCCAGGCCCAGAACAAGGUGUACUUUGGACCUCCACGCCUCUUCCAGGAGCUGCAGGACCUGCAGAAGGACCUGGCGGUGGUGGAGCAGAUCACCCUCCUCAUCAGCACUCUGCAUGGGACCUACCAGAACCUGAACAUGACUGUGGCUCAGGACUGGUGCCUGGCCCUGCAGAGGCUCAUGCGGGUGAAGGAGGAGGAGAUCCACUCGGCCAACAAGUGCCGCCUCCGGCUCCUGCUUCCUGGGAAACCCGACAAGUCUGGUCGUCCCAUCAGCUUCAUGGUCGUCUUCAUUACCCCCAACCCCCUGAGCAAGAUCUCUUGGGUCAACAGGUUGCACUUAGCUAAGAUUGGACUCCGGGAAGAGAACCAGCCAGGCUGGCUCUGUCCAGAUGAGGACAAGAAGAGCAAAGCCCCGUUCUGGUGUCCGCUCCUGGCUUGCUGCAUCCCUGCCUUCUCCUCCCGGGGCCUCAGCCUGCAGCUUGGAGCCCUGGUCCACAGUCCUGUCAGCUACCCCCUGCUGGGCUUCUCAGCAGUCAGCACCUCCCUUCCACAGGGCUACCUCUGGGUCGGGGGCGGGCAGGAAGGUGCAGGGGGGCAGGUGGAGAUCUUCUCCCUGAACCGGCCGUCGCCCCGCACGGUCAAGUCCUUCCCGCUGGCGGCCCCUGUGCUGUGCAUGGAGUACAUUCCAGAGCCAGAGGAGGGGGAGAGCGGAGACGGAGACAGAGAGGAAAGCGGCACAGCUGCUGACCCCUCGGCUGCAGUGCACCCCACCAUCUGCCUGGGGCUCCAGGAUGGCAGCAUCCUGGUUUACAGCAGUGUGGACACGGGCACCCAGUGCCUGGCGACCUGCCGGAGCCCCGGCCUGCAGCCCGUGCUCUGCCUGCGGCACGGCCCCCUGCACCUGUUUGCCGGCCUGCAGGAUGGGACCCUUGCCGCCUACCCCCGGAGCAGCGGAGGCGUGCCCUGGGACCUGGAGAGCCCUCCUGUGUGCCUGACAGUGGGGCCCGGGCCUAUUCGCACCCUGCUGAGCCUGGAAGAUGCUGUAUGGGCCAGCUGUGGGGCCCGGGUCACCGUCCUGGAUGCCACCAGCCUGCAGACUCAGCAAAGCUUCGAGGCGCACCAGGACGAGGCCGUGAGCGUGACGCACAUGGUGAAGGCGGGCAGCGGCGUCUGGAUGGCCUUCUCCUCCGGCUCCUCCAUCCGCCUCUUCCACACCGAGACGCUGGAGCAUCUGCAGGAGAUCAACAUCGCCACCAGGACCACCUUCCUCCUGCCAGGCCAGAAGCACCUGUGCGUCACCAGCCUCCUGAUCUGCCAGGGUCUGCUCUGGGUGGGCACCGACCAGGGUGUCAUUGUCCUGCUUCCUGUGCCCCGGCUGGAAGGCAUCCCCAAGAUCACAGGGAAAGGAAUGGUCUCACUCAACGGUCACUGCGGGCCCGUGGCCUUCCUGGCUGUGGCCUCCAGCAUCUUGGCGCCCGACAUCCUGCGGAGCGACCAGGAGGAGGCCGAGGGCCCGAGGGCCGAGGAGGACAAGCUGGACGGGCAGGCCCACGAGCCCGUGCCCGCGCCCGCCAGCCACGGGGGCCGGGAGCUGACCCGCAAGAAGGGCAUCCUGCUGCAGUACCGCCUGCGCUCCACCGCGCACCUGCCCGGCCCGCUGCUGUCCAUGCGGGAGCCGGCGCCCGCCGAGGGCUCGGCGCUGGAGCACAGCGAGGAGGACGGCUCCAUCUACGAGAUGGCCGACGACCCCGACGUCUGGGUGCGCAGCCGGCCCUGCGCCCGAGACGCCCACCGCAAGGAGAUCUGCUCCGUGGCCAUCAUCUCCGGGGGGCAGGGCUACCGCAACUUCGGCAGCGCCCCCGGGGGCAGUGGGCGGCCCGCGCCCUGCGGGGAGACGGACAGCGCCCUCCUUAUCUGGCAGGUGCCCUUGACGCUAUAGCCUUUGCCCAGGGCGCACAGCUCAGCCGUGCCUGACUCUCAGCCCGCUGGGGACCCUGCUGGCCGUCCAGGGUCCCCCAGGGAAAGCGGGGGGCAUAGCCUUCCAGGGACCUACCUGGGGGCCGUGCAAAAUGGGUCUGGAUUCUCCAGGAACCGUGUGGGCCAUGCAGAGAAGAACCUCUUCCUUAAAAAUGUCUCAGACUGUUCUGGGGAGUGUUUCGGGUUUGGGGAGAGGAAGGAAAUGGCCUUCUUUUCAAAAGCAAAAAAAUAAUAAUAAUAACAGAAACCUCACGAAUGCCUGGCAAGCCCAGGGCCGCCGCCGGGGCAGCAGGCUCAGGGCCGCCCGGGCUCUCCUGGGAGGGCGUGGGCGUGUGCGUGUGCGAGGGCACACGGGCUGGCGUGUGAAUAUAUAUAAAUACGUAUACAUGAUGUAUAUUAUAUGUGUAUAAAUAAAGUCUGUACAUAUUGGCGCUCUGGGAGAUGCUGGAAUAAAAGGCAGGAGUAACGUCAGGGUCGACGGUGUUUGUUUUUGAGAUGCAGCAGGGUGCAG